AUGAAUAAUUAUUAAGAAAAAAUUGGUUUAUUUAGCAUCAAUACUGUUAGUCCAAAAGAAUGGUAAUUAAAUGCUGAUUUGGAUGUAGAACUAUAGGCAAAACCAAUUGAAACAGAUAAUCUUGAUCUACUUUUAAGUCCGCUUACUAAAGUUUCAAAUUAAGCCAAAUUUUUUUUAGAUUAUGAGAAAAGAUCUCAUGUUAGUUAACUCUCUAUUUUAGGAAAUAACAUGAUGGCAUACUUUAAUCUUAAGAAAUUUUUGUAAAAAUUAAGCAGAAAUAGAGAGAAUUUUAAAAAGUUAACUUCAAAACAUUUAGAUGUUAUUAAUGAUUAAGCAUCAGAUUAGACAGUCCUUCUUAAUAGUAACAAGAAUAAACCAAAGUUAAAAAUCUUUGAUUUUCCUGUGUUACUAUCUUAAUUAUCAAAAAAGAACUCAUUAUUGACAACCUGGAAAAGAAGCAUCCUUGAAGAUUUGAAUAAAAUUCCUCUUAUUCAUCCUGAAUCUAAGUAAAAAUUAAUUUGGGAUUAUUUCAUGACUGCUCUACGUAUAGUUUUAAUGAUAUUGUUGCCUUUGGAAAUUGCCUUUUAACCAGGAAUUGUUUUUGAAAAAGCUCAAAUUUUUACUUCUGUUACUAUACUACUAACUAUAUUGGAUAUGAUAGUACGCUUAAAUACUGUUUAUUAUGAAGAUGGUAAGGCUAUCAAUGAUAGAUGGAAGAUAUUUGAAUUAAAAAUUCAAGAUUGUAUAAUUUUCGAUGUAAUUGCAAUAUUUUCUUUGACAGUUAAUUUUGGAGUAGUUCUUCGGAGUAUUUUACCAUCUUAUAGUUUACAAUUUAAAUAUGUUUAUGAAGUAAUUAAUAAAAGUUAAGAGUCUUCUUAUUUAAGUAAACCAAUAUAAGGAUUAAUGAAAUUAAUCUGGUUUAUAUUAACAUUAUUAACAAUUUUACAUAUAUUUAGUUGCAUUUGGUUUUUGAUUAGUCAAAACACAUAUGGUGAUAAUUGGGUAAAGAAUAAGGAAAUAGAUGAAAGUGAAUGGGCAACUUAAUAUAUAGAAGCCUUAUAUUUCUCAACAGUAACUAUGCUUACAAUUGGUUAUGGAGAUAGUGUGCCUUAAAAUUAAAUUGAGAAACUAGUUUCAAUAUUAUUUAUUUUAAUUGCUUGUUUAUGGUACUCUUAUGCUGUCAAUACGAUAGGAUAGAUUAUUAAUGAAUUAACUUAUAAUUCAGAAAAAAGAAGAUAGAGAAUUAGAGUAAUUAAUGGUUACAUGAAUAAAAGAAAGGUACCUUACUCUUUGCAAUUUAAAAUAAGGGAAUAUCUUAAUUAUAGAUGGAAAGAAGAAUAGGAAAGUGAUAUUACUUAAGAAGAUAAAUUAAUAAAUGAAUUAUCAAAUGAACUUAAAUAGGAAUUAGAAUUAUUAGGUCGUAAGAAUUUCAUUGAAAAAAGUUAACUUUUACAACAUUUUUCAAAUGAAUUUAAGAGAUCUGUAAGUUCUCAUAUCAAAAGAGUAAUUAUAUAACCUCAUAAUACUUUUUCGAUGAAGGAAGAUCCUUGUUUAUGCUAUUUGGAAUCUGGCUAAUUAUAAUUCUUAAUGACAGAAAUCAAAGAAGGAUAAUUCAUCUAAGAGUAUGAAUAUGCUACUGAUACUUAAACAUCAAUUCCUUAUAAAGCUAUUGGUUAUGUAUCAUUAUUAAUCAUAUAGAAAGACAUUUUUAAUAAGAUUUUAAAAGCUCAUUAAAUUGAUCAUGAAAAGUUUUCUCAAUUAAAAUUGAAAUUGAGCAGUGAAUAAUAUGGAUAUUUAUAUGAAUGUAAAUGGUGCAGCACACAUGGCCAUUCCACAAAUUAUUGUCCUUUAGUUUCUUAUAAAUAUGAUAGAGAAGGUAUUAUUAAGAAACAUUGUUUUCCUAAAUAAAACGAUAGAGUUUUUAUUAUUCGGAAUCGCGUUAGAAAUUAUUUCAAAUCUCUUUCUGAGAUGGAAUUAAUUUAAGAGUAUGUUGCAUAUUUUUAAAGCGAAAAACAAUAAAUAAUCUAAGAUUAACUAAAAAAACAACUUUCUGAUAGUUAAGUUAAUAUGCAAAUUCAAAGGAAAUAAUCUAUUUUUGAAGAUGAAUUUUAAGAAUUUGGAAUUAAACGAAAAUCAAUUCAUGAAAAUAAUGGUAGAUCACCCAUCCAAAAAUUAGGUAAUUCUAAUAUUGGAUAAUCUAAUUUCUAAUUUUUGGGAGUGAUUAAACCAAAAUAAUCUGAAUUGGAAAAAUCUUUUAUGUUAAAAACCAUAUAACCCAAUAUGAUUGAGGAAGAAUAGAUUUAGAAUAUUAAUGCUCUAUAUUUGAAAUCAAAAAAAGAUGGAUAUAUGAACUAAGACUUAGAAAUGCUAUAUCUAAAGUAUAAUUGUCUUCCAGUUAAAGAUUUUGAUCAUAUAAAAAGCUUUUAGCACUAUUUCCCAGAAUUUAAUGUUGAAUAAGUUAUAAAAAAGAAAAGAGAAGUUUAUAAAAGUUAUUUUAAAGAAUUAAUAAGGUACAUGCUUUAUCCUUUCUUGUAUGUCAUGAAAUUUAAUAAGAUAGCACACAAAAGAAAAUUAACUGGAAAUUUUUAGUAGGUUGGCAAUAUAAUGAAAUUCAAAAAAGCCCUCUUAAAUAAAAAAAGAAGAUAAACUUCAGUAUUUCCUAAUGGCUAACCAUUGAUUCAAAUUUGA
Paramecium pentaurelia is the source of this 2688-nucleotide messenger RNA. The record is from the annotation of a GenBank genome assembly. Lineage: Eukaryota; Ciliophora; Oligohymenophorea; Peniculida; Parameciidae.